AUGGCUCCUCAACUGCACCAGAGACCCCCUUUCCGUGCGGAGCACUUGGGCUCCCUCCUUCGCCCCCAGAACCUGCUGGACAUCAAGCUUGCCCAGGAAGCUGGCAAGGCUUCUGAGGCCGAGCUUAUCGCUAUCGAGGACAAGGAGAUCACCAACAUUGUUGAGACCCAGAUCAAGAUGGGUUACCCUGCUGCUUCGGACGGAGAGUACCGCCGUCACAUGUUCUGGGGCACAUUCUUCCCUGGCCUGGAUGGUUUCGAUGAGGUCACUGAGUUCGAGACUGAUAUCUUCCGAUCCUACGCUCCCGAUAUCGCCGCAUUCCUGGAGGCUGGCCACAAGCCCGGUGAGACCGUUCUCUGCACCGGCAAGAUUAAGCACGUUGGCAGCACCUACAUCGACCAAUUCAAGUACCUCGCUAGCCAAGUGCCUGCCGACCAGGUCAAGAACCUGAAGAUCACCCUUGCUGCUCCUAACUGGUACCACCUGCGCUACCGUGAGGGCAAGGCUUACCCUAAGGAGGUUUACAGCUCCGAUGAGGAGUACUUCGGUGACAUCGCCAAGGCCUACCAGGCCGAGCUGAAGAUUCUGUAUGAUGCUGGCUGCCGCAACGUGCAGUUUGACGACCCUAACCUGGCCUACUUCUGCUCUGAGAAGUUCCUUGGCGGUUUCAAGGCCGACCCUCUGAACGUUUACACCGCCGACGACAUGUUCGAGAAGUACAUCAAGCUGUACAACGACUGCUUCAUCGGUCUUGCUGAGGACAUGCACGUCGGUGUCCACCUCUGCCGUGGUAACUUCGUCGGCAGCCGUCACUUCUCCGAGGGUGGCUACGACCGUAUCGCCAUUAAGCUGUUCCAGGAGCUUAACGUUCACACUUACUACCUUGAGUACGACACCGAGCGUGCCGGUGGUUUCGAGCCCCUCAAGCACCUCCCCACUCACAAGAACGUCAUUCUGGGUGUUGUCACCUCCAAGUUCGCCACCAUGGAAGACAAGGAGGAGAUGAAGCAGCGUGUCAUCAACGCCGCUAAGAUCAUUGCCGAGGGUAACAACAUCAGCCUCGAGGCCGCUCUUAACCAGGUUGGUGUUAGCCCACAGUGUGGAUUUGCUUCCCACCGUGAGGGUAACGCUAUUGACUGGGAUGGCAUGAUGAACAAGCUCCAGUUGGUCCGUGAGAUUGCCAACGAUGUCUGGCCCGGCCAGCUCUAA
This is a messenger RNA of Penicillium malachiteum, 1209 nucleotides long. Its product is annotated as cobalamin-independent methionine synthase II family protein. The record is from RefSeq and is a predicted model, not a curated record. Gene Ontology annotation, molecular function: 5-methyltetrahydropteroyltriglutamate-homocysteine S-methyltransferase activity; zinc ion binding. Lineage: Eukaryota; Fungi; Ascomycota; Eurotiomycetes; Eurotiales; Aspergillaceae. The transcript has 3 exons. The coding region runs from base 1 to 1209 and encodes 402 amino acids.